ACUCAUCUGCAUUUCCUCGUGAUCUCACGAACUGGCCAGACCUCUCGAAGAACAUCAACAUCGCUGCUGUACCCCUCUGUUCGGGUGUUUCAUCUCGAUAUAAAGGUUCAAUGGACUUUACAGGACUUUAAAACAAUACGUGGAUCUAUUCAUUUGCUAAUUAUCUAUUGGUCUGAUUCUAGAGACAGAUGAGCCACAUCUCUAAUAGCCCAUUUUCUUUGGAGCAACUGAAUUCAUUUCAGAAUUUAUCAACGGAAAGAGAUGCAAUUAGGUUUCCUGGAUGUCCGUUUAUCCUUUCGAUGAUAUCAUAGGUCUAAAUCCGAAAUACUAGGGUAUCUUUUUAUUCUCGAGGAUGGUUCGAUAAUACUAUAGUUCGUUACUUUCUUUGUUCGGAGAGAUAACAUUAUCAUUUGCAUUUGGAUUAUUAAGAAAUACCAACAUGUUACCAGGGUUUGAGUUCAUCCCCAUCAUCACUGAAGACUCCCAGUUCAACGAAACCGACUUUGACCAGGGUACGAUGCCGAUAAACAACAACGUUUCUGGUCGACAUCAAGACUCGUGUAGCAGCGGAUGCCAAGGCGGCGAUUCCGAAAGCGUCUCGGGUGAAAGCAUCGCGUCAGACAGGAGCCCGCCUUCGUCAUCGUGCGGGGCUAAGCACCACGAUACUGAAAAACCAGCAGCGGGAAAUGGAAGCGGACGCCGCCGAAGAGGCGGCGGAAAGGGAGGUGGAGAUGAUGGUCGUGGUAGCUCACGAGGUCCCAUCAAACCUGUACAACGGAACGCUGCCAAUGCUCGUGAACGAGCUCGUAUGAGGGUAUUGAGCAAAGCCUUCUCAAAACUGAAGACCAGUCUUCCUUGGGUUCCCCCCGAUACAAAGCUUUCUAAACUAGAUACCCUCAGAUUAGCUUCUAGUUAUAUCUCACAUCUCAAGAAGAUAUUAGAUGAUGACUCUUUAGAUGGCCGAAUGAUGCACCCAAUUAGCUUGACUUGGCCAUUUGCGAUCACCAAUAAGCCAACAGAGAGUGAUGACCAGGAUAAUGGUCAUUGUGACGUCAUGGAUACCUGUGUCUCAUCACCCAAUCAGAAGACAGAUGAAGACGGGGGAUGGUGCACGUAAUAUCCUAUAUUCAUUGGACUUAUGAACUUUACAGCAUGUUUUGUUACAAGAAAGAACAAAUUUACAAAAUAAAAAUAAAAUAAAAGAUGGAACAAUGCAGACCAUUUUAAUCGGUUGACUGAUUCCAUUAUUUCGGUCUUUACGCGAAUAAGCAACUGAGGAAGAAACUGUUCUCCCGAAUUCAGUUUUUAUUCAGUGGACAGCUCCUGACUCCGUACUAGUCUGCAGGCAAAGACCCUGAUUGAAACUCUGCUCAACAGGUGGGUCUCCACGCAAAGACUAGCACAUAGGCCUUCACUAGACAAGGCAUUAUAGACUGCACAUUCGGACCCUUAAUUCGAGUGAAGGGUUUGCACUUUGCACAGCAGACUACCUCCGUACGGCAAUUUUACUUCAUCUCAAAAUGUAAUUCUCCAUCUUCACUAAAGCGAUCUGUUACGUCAUUUCGUCGAAGGGGAGACCUAUAAUUAUAGUAUGUAACAAGUGCUUUCUGAUGACGUUGCGAAAUUAAGACAUAUCUCAUCUUUGCCAUGUUUGUACAUAAAAAAAAUAAAGUAUAUGUACAUAAACGUUUGAUCCAGCCAUUGGAAAGGAAAACCAAGGAAGGAAGGAUCCAAAUGUAUCUUUGAUGUAUACUAGUAAUUUAUUAUUGUUGAAAACUGCUAUCAUUCCACUUUCUCGUUGUUUUUUUUUUUAUUUCAUUUUAUUUGAAAUAGACUCUAGAAACGAAAAAUUGCGGAGACGAAUUUGGAAAGGAAGAAUAUUUCGUCACUAAAGGUCAAGUCCACCACAGGAAAAUAUUGAUUUGAAUAAAUAGAGAAAAAGAAAAACUAGCAUAACGCUGAAACUUCAUUAAAAAUCGGAUGUAAAAUAAAAAAAAGUUAUUACAUUUCAAAGUUUCGCUUAUUUUUCACAAAACAGUGAUAUUCACAACUUAGUGACAUGCAAAUGAGACAGUUGAUGAUGUCCCUCACUCACUAUUUCUUUUGUUUUUUAUUGUUUGAAUUAUACAAUGUUUCAUUUUGUACAAAUUUGACAAUGUGGACCAACUUGACUAAACCAUAUAGUUUUAAACAAUGCUAAUUCCAUAUGUUCAGGGAGGAAUUAUUGUUGGUUCACUUGACAAUGAGGAAAAAAUUAGAAUAUUUCAUAUAAUCAAAUACAAAAGAAAUAGUGAGUGGAUGAUGUCAUCAGUCUCUUAAUAUGCAUAACGACCAGGAUAUAACUGUUUGGUGAACUUAAGCGAAACUUUCUUAUUUUACAUCCGAUUUUGAUGAAAUUUUCAGUGUUAUGUGUGUUGGAUUUUUCUCUUUUUAUUCAAAUAAACUUCUUGUUGGGGUGGACUUGUCCUUUAAAUAACAUUAUCUUUGUGAUGAACGCAUGCGCAAUGUAUUUGUUUGUUGAACCAAGAUUGAUCCAAACAGUGCAUUUUUAGUGAGACCCCUAUUUCAAUUGUUAGCCGAGACACAGUAACACUCUGCAUGAAUAACGUUUAUUACAACAUAAUAUAUGUUGGCUAUUUGAAUAACCAUAUUGUAGUGUGAAAACCGGAUAUGAAGAACAGAAUGGGCAAAUUAGACACUUAAUGACAAGAGACUACGUCGUUCUUGUAAGAAAUGUUGUGAUCAAAGGAAAAGUUACUGAAGAAAAUCAUUUCAACUAUUAAGACGAUUCGAUUAGAUUACUGACACGAAAAUGUUCUUAAUUGAAGUAGUGUAUGUUCUAAACAACUAUUAUUACGUAAAGAGUGAAGUGUACCUUAAUUCUAAUUUCAUGCUGUGUUAUAGUCUCUUCAAAACUUUUAUUCAAUAUUGGUUAUUUUUUUAAUGUAAACCUGAAACUCCAUAAUAUCUUCUUUAUCUCGUUCGUUUGUCUUAGGCCUAAAACAUGCGCAACGUGUUUAUUGUAUUUAAAUCGAGUAAUGUUCAUUAUUACGCUUUUACCGUUCUUAACUCCCUUCCUCUCUAUUCAUCUCUUACCCCACCGCCUCUCUCUCUUUCUUUCUCUUUCUAUUCAUCCAAAUCCCCCAUCCUCAAGGAGGAGGAGGGGGGGGGGUCUUUAAUUAUAAUCAUCAUUGCAAUAUUUUAUUAGAAAACGACUCAUUAAGUCAAAUCAACACUGUCUGCUGUUUCUAUCGUUAGUGCAUUGUACAUAUUGUAAAUAAAUAAAUUGACUUUCUAUUCCAUUUUGUCCAA
Messenger RNA from Lytechinus pictus (painted urchin), 3312 nucleotides. Its product is annotated as transcription factor 21-like. Gene Ontology annotation, molecular function: DNA-binding transcription factor activity, RNA polymerase II-specific; protein dimerization activity; RNA polymerase II transcription regulatory region sequence-specific DNA binding. Gene Ontology annotation, biological process: regulation of transcription by RNA polymerase II; developmental process. The transcript has 2 exons. The coding region runs from base 440 to 1117 and encodes 225 amino acids. Lineage: Eukaryota; Metazoa; Echinodermata; Echinoidea; Temnopleuroida; Toxopneustidae. The record is from RefSeq and is a predicted model, not a curated record.